AUGGGUGAAAAGGAACUGGAAGAAAAUGAUUGGAUUUGGAAUGCGGCUCAUGUUUCGCUUCAUUUGCAUGCUUCAUCUAUUCUAGUGCUCAAUGGACUGAAUUUCUCGGAAUGGUGUGAACAAGUUCAGUUUCACUUAGGUGCUCUGGAUCUAGAUUCGGCACUCCAAACCGAGAAACCCGCUGCUCUAACUAAUGAAAGCACAGAUGAAGAAAAGGUUUCCAUAAGGCCUGAGAAAACAAACACCAUAAAGACUACACUUCCGAAAGCUGAAAUUGCUAAUGAAUUCUUGAAGAACAUUGAGGAUCAUUUCAAGAGUGCUGACAAGUCUCUUGCAGGGACAUUAAUGGCUGAACUUACCACCAAGAAAUUUAAUGGUAGGAGAAGCGUGCAUGAGCAUGUUCUUGAAAUGGCUAAUCUGGCAGCAAAGUUGAAGGCCUUGGGAAUGGAUAUGGAUGAGUUCUUUCUUGUUCAAUUUAUUUUGAACUCCUUGCCUCCUCAGUAUGAAGCAUUUCAGAUUAACUAUAACACUAUUAAGGAUAAGUGA
Rosa chinensis is the source of this 546-nucleotide messenger RNA. RefSeq lists its product as uncharacterized. The transcript has 3 exons. Bases 1 to 546 code for a protein of 181 amino acids. Lineage: Eukaryota; Viridiplantae; Streptophyta; Magnoliopsida; Rosales; Rosaceae. The record is from RefSeq and is a predicted model, not a curated record.